Plasmopara halstedii is the source of this 189-nucleotide messenger RNA. RefSeq lists its product as uncharacterized. The record is from RefSeq and is a predicted model, not a curated record. The transcript has 2 exons. Bases 1 to 189 code for a protein of 62 amino acids. NCBI's taxonomy places the organism in Eukaryota, Oomycota, Peronosporomycetes, Peronosporales, Peronosporaceae.
AUGACAUUACUCUUCUACUUGCGACUUACAUUCUCAUAUCCUCACUCAGUCUUUUUAGUAGACCGCCUUCAGACUCAUGUGUGGAAGCUGGCCAAAGAUUCCUUCGCACGUGGUGACAAUUUAACUAAGCCAAGACCUGAGACCGCGACUCACAGUCACUCACUUACGCCUAUCAUGGCUAUUUUUUAG